GCGGUGGAUUGACUCGGUGGAAGAAUCAUUCCUUCUUUUAGACAUUUCUUACUCCACAAAGUUACUUUUAUAAUAAAUAUUUAUACAAAAAAAAAUAUUUAUAUUAAUAUAUACUAUUUUAUUUUCUUCCAUUAUACAUUAACAAGAAAGAAAAAAAAAAUACACGCCAUGCUUCGAUCAUUUACUAAAUUUAAACCUAAUGCAGCCAUGUCUAUGCGUAUGAUGACUAGACCAGUUAUUACGCAGACAAAGCGUGGAUAUGUAUUUCCUGCUGGACAACAAGAGUUUCUAAAUGAAAGACUUGAAAAAAUGGAUCCUGAAAUGUUUGAUAUCAUUGAAAGGGAAAAGAAAAGACAACAAGAAAGUAUUGAUCUUAUUCCAUCCGAGAACUUUACUUCUCGAGCUGUCAUGGAUGCUCUCGGUAGCGUUAUGCAAAAUAAAUAUUCUGAAGGAUAUCCAGGUGCAAGAUAUUAUGGUGGUAAUGAAUUUAUUGACAUGUCAGAAAAUUUGUGUCGUAAGAGAGCUUUAGAGGCAUUUGAUCUUGAUAAUAAAAAAUGGGGUGUUAAUGUUCAGCCUUUAUCGGGUGCACCUGCUAAUUUGUAUGUCUAUGGCGCACUCUUGAAGCCUCAUGAACGCAUUAUGGGUCUUGAUUUACCUCAUGGUGGACAUCUAUCUCAUGGUUAUCAAAUUCCAAAUAAAAAAAUCUCUCAAGUCUCUGCUUAUUUCGAGACAUUACCUUAUCGUUUAGAUGAAACAACAGGUCGUAUUGAUUAUGAUGCAUUAGAAAAGAAUGCUAUGCUUUAUAGACCUAAAAUGAUUGUUGCUGGUGCAAGUGCUUAUUCUCGUAAUAUUGACUACGCAAGAAUGAAACAGAUUGCUGAUCAAUGUGGUGCUUAUUUAAUGGCUGAUAUUGCUCAUAUAUCGGGUUUAAUUGCUGCUAACGUAUUACCUGGUCCAUUUGAGUAUGCUGAUAUCGUUACUACAACUACUCAUAAAUCUCUACGUGGUCCUCGUGGGGCUAUGAUUUUCUUUAGAAAGGGUCUUCGUAGUGUAGACAAGAAAGGAAAGGAAACUUUUUAUGAUUUAGAAAAUCCUAUCAAUCAAUCUGUAUUUCCAGGUCAUCAAGGAGGUCCACAUAACCAUACAAUCUCUGCUCUUUCUGUUGCACUCAAACAAGUCAAAUCUCCACUCUUUAAAGAAUAUCAAACUCAGGUACUUAAAAAUAAUACUGCCUUUGCUGACCGUCUUCAAGAACUUCAUUACGAACUUGUAUCUGGAGGUACAGACAAUCACUUAUUAUUAAUUAAUCUCAUAAAGUCUACAAAAUCACUCGUCGAUGGUGCUCGUCUUGAGCGUGUUCUUGAACUUGUUAACAUCGCUGCUAACAAAAAUACUGUCCCAGGUGAUAAGAGCGCUCUUAUUCCUGGAGGUUUAAGAGUGGGUACACCUGCUAUGACAAGCCGUGGUCUUCUUGAAGACGAUUUUGUAAAGAUUGCUGACUUUAUUGAUAGAGCUGUUCAAAUUACACAAGAAGAAAGGGCAAAGGUGGAAGGAAAACGAUUGAUUGACUUUAAACAUCAUAUCGGUGAUGGAAGUCAAAUUGAAACUAUUCAGUCAUUGAAAAAGGAUGUUAUAGAAUUUGCUUCUGGCUUUCCUACUGUUGGUUUUUGGGAGUCUGAAAUGAAAUACAAAUAAAUAAAUAAAAAAAAAAAAUAAAGAAAUAAAUAGAAAUAUUGUUUAGUAGAGAAGAG
This is a messenger RNA of Cokeromyces recurvatus, 1751 nucleotides long. Its product is annotated as serine hydroxymethyltransferase-domain-containing protein. Gene Ontology annotation, biological process: L-serine catabolic process; folic acid metabolic process; tetrahydrofolate interconversion. Gene Ontology annotation, molecular function: serine binding; cobalt ion binding; pyridoxal phosphate binding. The record is from RefSeq and is a predicted model, not a curated record. The transcript has 8 exons. NCBI's taxonomy places the organism in Eukaryota, Fungi, Mucoromycota, Mucoromycetes, Mucorales, Mucoraceae. The coding region runs from base 169 to 1695 and encodes 508 amino acids. Gene Ontology annotation, cellular component: cytoplasm.